AUGGUACAAAGAUGAUUAUAUUCAACAAAUGCAAAAGAUAUUGCAGUAUUAUAUUUUAUGUUAGCUAUUUUUAGUGGUAUGGCAGGAACAGCAAUGUCUUUAAUCAUUAGAUUAGAAUUAGCUGCACCUGGUUCACAAUAUUUACAUGGUAAUUCACAAUUAUUUAAUGUUUUAGUAGUUGGUCAUGCUGUAUUAAUGAUUUUCUUCUUAGUAAUGCCUGCUUUAAUUGGAGGUUUUGGUAACUAUUUAUUACCAUUAAUAAUUGGAGCUACAGAUACAGCAUUUCCAAGAAUUAAUAACAUUGCUUUUUGAGUAUUACCUAUGGGGUUAGUAUGUUUAGUUACAUCAACUUUAGUAGAAUCAGGUGCUGGUACAGGGUGAACUGUCUAUCCACCAUUAUCAUCUAUUCAGGCACAUUCAGGACCUAGUGUAGAUUUAGCAAUUUUUGCAUUACAUUUAACAUCAAUUUCAUCAUUAUUAGGUGCUAUUAAUUUCAUUGUAACAACAUUAAAUAUGAGAACAAAUGGUAUGACAAUGCAUAAAUUACCAUUAUUUGUAUGAUCAAUUUUCAUUACAGCGUUCUUAUUAUUAUUAUCAUUACCUGUAUUAUCUGCUGGUAUUACAAUGUUAUUAUUAGAUAGAAACUUCAAUACUUCAUUCUUUGAAGUAUCAGGAGGUGGUGACCCAAUCUUAUACGAGCAUUUAUUUUGAUUCUUUGGUCAAACAGUGGCCCUUAUUAUUAUAUUAAUAAUAUAUAAUGAUAUGCAUUUUUCUAAAUGCUGGAAAUUAUUAAAAAAAUGAAUUACAAAUAUUAUAAGUCUAUUAUUUAAAGCCUUAUUUGUAAAAAUAUUCAUAUCUUAUAAUAAUCAGCAGGAUAAGAUAAUAAAUAAUCUUAUAUUAAAAAAAGAUAAUAUUAAAAGAUCCUCAGAGACUACAAGAAAAAUAUUAAAUAAUUCAAUAAAUAAAAAAUUUAAUCAAUGAUUAGCUGGAUUAAUUGAUGGUGAUGGAUAUUUUGGUAUUGUAAGUAAGAAAUAUGUAUCAUUAGAAAUUCUAGUAGCAUUAGAAGAUGAAAUAGCUUUAAAAGAAAUUCAAAAUAAAUUUGGUGGUUCUAUUAAAUUAAGAUCAGGUGUAAAAGCUAUUAGAUAUAGAUUACUUAAUAAAACUGGUAUAAUUAAAUUAAUUAAUGCAGUUAAUGGUAAUAUUAGAAAUACUAAAAGAUUAGUACAAUUUAAUAAAGUUUGUAUUUUAUUAGGUAUUGAUUUUAUUUAUCCAAUUAAAUUAACUAAAGAUAAUAGUUGAUUUGUUGGAUUUUUUGAUGCUGAUGGUACAAUUAAUUAUUCAUUUAAAAAUAAUCAUCCUCAAUUAACAAUUUCUGUAACUAAUAAAUAUUUACAAGAUGUACAAGAAUAUAAAAAUAUUUUAGGUGGUAAUAUUUAUUUUGAUAAAUCACAAAAUGGUUAUUAUAAAUGAUCCAUUCAAUCAAAAGAUAUAGUAUUAAAUUUUAUUAAUGAUUAUAUUAAAAUAAAUCCAUCAAGAACACUAAAAAUAAAUAAAUUAUAUUUAAGUAAAGAAUUUUAUAAUUUAAAAGAAUUAAAAGCUUAUAAUAAAUCUUCUGAUUCAAUACAAUAUAAAGCAUGAUUAAAUUUUGAAAAUAAAUGAAAAAAUAAAUAA
This is a messenger RNA of Saccharomyces cerevisiae S288C, 1671 nucleotides long. The record is from the annotation of a RefSeq genome assembly. Lineage: Eukaryota; Fungi; Ascomycota; Saccharomycetes; Saccharomycetales; Saccharomycetaceae.